UAUGUUGCUAAAAAAUGGCAUUGGAUCAUCGUGAUGUGGGGUUUCGGGCGGGGGCUGGCCUAGAAAGCCCCCAAAUGACGGGGGCAGGCCCGGAAGGGGCCGCUAAGGAAAGCCCCAGGGCGUCUGAGAAUUUGAUGCAGCGACGAAAGAAAAAAUUUCAAUACAGGGGGGUCAAGAGUUAUGAUAUUGCUCGUGGAAGGUUUGGGUUUGGAUUUACACUUUCCGGACAGGGGCCUUGUAUCCUUAGUUCGGUUAUAUCUAGUUCACCAGCCGAGCUAGCAGGGCUCAAACCUGGAGAUUCGUUGCUUACUGUAAACGGAACUAAUGUAUCAAGGUUGAGUCACAGCGAAGUUGUCAGAUUAAUUAGUCAGUCUCAAGGGUUAAUCAGAGUUCAGGUAUCUGAGGGUCCGAACUCGGACAGUAGUUCUGACGAAGAGGAGAAAAGACGACCUAAACAUCUUUACAGGAGACAAUUAAGAAGUGAAUCCCCUCUGACUGAGUUGAACCCGAACUAUGAUAACAUUGAGCUCUUCACCCAUCCUAGAACUAAACCAAGUCAAGGAUUGUCCACCAGGUUUGAAGAUAUUACGGAGGAAAGGUUUUUUGAUGGAGACAGAAUCAAGGAACGAACUGGUCAUCAUUUCAGGAGUAACUCAGCAGAUAGUUCAUUUAUCGGUGACUCUCCCAUAUCAAACUUCAACUUCAGUCCUUCGAAUCCAUCAAACUUCACUCCUUCGAACCCUUCCAGCUCGAAGUUCAAUGUCUCAUUAAGUUCGACCCCUCGAAGGCCUGAAUAUCUCCAACGUAAGGUUGAUCUAGGCGCCACAGAAGAACUCAGUAUAGGAGGAGAACUACGGGAUACACUAAACCCGACAAUAAACCAGCUCCGGCAUAGCAUGAAGCUGCACAUCCAGCGCAAGCUCAACCUGGACCUGGAGACUGCUGUGCUAAAGUGUAUAGUUGGAUAUCUGGGAACUAUAGAGCUCAGCUCCGAUACCGGAUCCACGGCAGAUCUUCAGGGGAUACGGAACUGUAUCAGACGUUUUAGGGUAGAGAAGAAGGUGCACACUCUAGUAUUAUUUGCUAUAUUUGAAGACUGUAUUGUUCUAAUUAAUCAUCAUGGACUCAAGCUAGCGGAAUUUCAGUCUGUGAACGUGAGUUUCUGUGGUGUUUGUGAGGACGAUAAACGAUUUUUUGGACUCGUUACAUCACAGGCCGGACACGAUAAUGGAUCAAGUUCCUGUCACGUGUUUAUGGUUGAACCAACCAGUAGUGAACAUGAGAGAUUAACACGAGCUCGGGUUUUCAACAUUGUUCCUUCAUACAGUCCUCAAGGAGUUUGUCAUGAGUUCCCCUCUGAUGCUGAUCCGAUAUUAUCUGUGAUAUAUUCUAUUAAAGGGGUCAUCCUACCUACCCCACAGGUUCAGGGUGAAGAGGGUGGUGUAUCAAGUAGUUCUAGUAGUAGUAGUUCUUCUAACAGUGAUAGUGGUAUAGGAUAUAGAGAAGAUGGUCCACCUCAUCAGGUUGUUGAAGAAUCUGUAUCUAAUGAGGGAUUAAGGCUGGAAGAUGAAGCGAGAUCUUCAAACCAACAAUCCUCUCCAGAAUCUAGCAAUCCGGGAUCUGCUGCAAAAUUAACAGUUCGUGCCAUGCCUGAUCCCUCGGUAACAAACUCAGCAACUGCAGCAGAAACAUCGUUCAAUACCGAUAGGUUAGAAUGCUUACAGAGCGCUGAACAUAUUCGUUUAUCUAUGCAUAAAUAUCUACAGGACAAACAUGAACACUUGAUGAGGUCUUCUCAGCAACUAGUGGAUAGAAGAACUUCCGGUCAAUCUAGUCAAGACACUGGUUUACAGAAUGUCCAGCGACUUAUUAAAGAAAAAUUUGAACAACGUGCAGAGGUUGGAGAGGUUUACCUGAGGUCCCGAGCUGACCACACCUCCGCUACUCCGACCCCCAGCAUUUCAGAGAAAAGCUUUGUUAGAAGUUUAGAAGAUCUAAGAAGUAUUUCACAGAUAGAGAGAACUAGUAUUACUGAUGAUUCUGCUUUAAAUGGUCCUCCUUCUCUUCCAGUUCUUUCCAGUCUUCCAUUGGCCAGGUUUUUGUACAAUUCUGAUUCUAAUCUGAGUGGAUUUGAUGAGAACGUAAGCUGGUCAGCUUUACCUGUUCUUGAACAUAAAGAUCCUCAACAACACCCACUCAAUAGAUGGCAGGAAAAACAGGCUGGAGGGUUUAGUAGUAUACUCCGACCCUGUGAUCAGUAUCCAGUAGAGCCUACAGUCAGACUUAGACCUAGAUCUCAAACUUCUAAUGCUUCUCAUCGGUCGAGUAUGUUUGAGUUCUCUGAUUAUGACAAUAUCUCUGUAACUGAUCAGCGCCAUUCUGCUGCUUCCAGUCUUAACCGGAGGAAGCAGCACCAGUUUCAACAGCAGGCCUUUCUACUAGAGGAGAAAGCAGAACGGGAUGCUGAUAGGGCGUCUAUUUGCGGAGAUGCUGAGAGUAUAGUGGGGAGACGGGAUACUACUAUUGAGAGAACAAGGGUUAGAAGAAAAUCAGAUUCAGAGUCUAUUCGAGACUUUCAUACUCAGGAGGACAGGGGAAAAGAGAAGGAUAUAGGACGAGUAGGAGGCUGGGCGGCCGACUUUGAUAAACUUCUUCGAGAUUCUGCAGGACUGCAAACAUUUGCAGAAUUCCUCAAAAAAGAAUUCAGUCAUGAAAAUAUCUACUUCUGGUGCGCAUGUGAACGCUACCGGAAGCUAUCAGCUGGGGAUGACCGGCUCAAGCUAGCAAAGGAGAUAGUUAGUAAACACCUGGGCGUAGCUGCAACUGAACCGGUUAAUGUUGACGCUGUUGCUAGGGAGAGUACGGCAGAAAAUCUUCAGCUGGCCAACGAAGAAAAUCCGCCAAGUGCAGACUUGUUCUCUACUGCGCAGAAGCAGAUUUACAAUCUCAUGAAGUUUGACAGUUUCUCCAGGUUUCUUAAAUCCGACCUGUAUAAGGAGAGCCUCCUUGCGGACAUGGGUGGAACUAGCCUGCCUUACCUGGGCCUGGAGACCCUGGACCCUGAGCUACGGCUAGACACGAGUCUGACGGAGUCCCUGGAGGGAGAGAAGAAGAAGAAGGAGGAGGGGCGAAGGAAAAGUAUUCUACCCUGGGGUAACAGGAAUAGAUCCAAGUCUAAGGAUAGAGUAGAACAAGACAGACCUUCGUUAUUCAGGGGGAUUAAACUACCUGGACAAUCAGCUGGUCGGCUCAGCCUGGGCACUGACAAAUCUGCUGACCGGAGCGCAGAGUCCAGAAAUCCUUUAGAACGAGGAACAGAGUCCAGAAAUUCGGGUUCCAGAGCAUCAUUGGGUUCCAACCAUGGAGAUACCGAGAACUCUGGUGUCACAAGGUUUAUCCUGCCAGAUAAAGCGACUACAGUGGUGACCCCAACACCGGGGGAAAGUAUCCGAGCCCUUGUCUCUAAACUCCUGGAUAAAAGAGGGCUUAAGUUCACAAGCUUCGACGCUUUCCUACAUGGGAAUGAGAAACCUCUGGACCUCUCAGAGGAUUGUUCAACUCUAGGAGGUGCAGAAGUUAGAGUGGAACCAAGAGUUUUGUUCAGGCUGGAGUUACCUUCCAAGAAGUCUAUUGGUGUGAAAGCUAAGCAGACUAAGCUAGUAGAGGAAGUUCUUAGACCAAUCCUUCAUCAGUAUGGUUGGAAUCUAGAUCAAAUGCUUGUUCAGGUUGAAAGACAGGGAGUUAGGAGUGGAGUUGAUUAUAGAUCUGGAGUCAAGAGUAUUGAUAACUCCAGGCUCACAGUUUCAUAUCAGAACCAGGAAAUGCAAAGCAAAGCUUUGGAUGAAGUGAUGAGACGGCAUUCUGACACGGAAUCAUUGAAAACAGAUUCAAGGCCUGGGUCUAGAAAUUCCGGUCAUCAUAUGGGCUUCCGGCGCCAAUCUGUGAGUUCUGCCGAGUCCAGAAAACAGGAUAGCUCGUCUGAGUCAAGAAAAUUAGAUGAAUUUGGUCUGAUGCCGCCACCCGCUAAAAUUCCUUCAGUGCGAAGACGACCUGCCGCACAGACCAGUCCUAACCAAGUGUUCAGAGAGCAGGAAGCAUCUCUAUACGAGGGUCUAAAACGAAUGACCCAGGGUCGGCUGGAUGAUCAGCGGGGUUUAGAGAUUAAUGGAGAACUCCCCGAUUUCUUGAGGAAGGAGGAGAAUCAGAUGAUGGAAAAUGAUGAAGAACGAAAACAAUCCGAGGACAAUCUUCUUUCCAGGCUUUCAG
Molecule: messenger RNA, 4266 nt
Organism: Eurytemora carolleeae
Lineage: Eukaryota; Metazoa; Arthropoda; Copepoda; Calanoida; Temoridae
Product: regulator of G-protein signaling loco
Biological process (GO): signal transduction
Molecular function (GO): GTPase activator activity; protein binding
Source: RefSeq, a predicted model, not a curated record